AUGGAGAAACUUGAAAGGCUUGCCUCACACAUGACCUUGUACGAUUGGGAAUCAGGGGAGAAGACUACUUGCCCGAUUCUUUCUUCUAUUCAUCAAGAAGAAAGCAAUCAAAACGAGAACACCACAAAUUCAUCAAUGAUGAAUAGAAGAAGAGAUCUUUUAAUUCCAAAUACAAUAGUACCUGCGAGUCCUAUUCGCACUGUACAUUUAUUAUCAAUGAAAUCUACAGAAAUUGUGGAUCCUCCUUUCAAUGAUCAGCCAUCCAUGCUUCCAUAUGACCCUCAGCUUUCGGAAGGAGUUGAAAAUGAUGAUCGAUGUUUUUGCAUUGAUUCUAUUCUUUCGAAAGACGAAUGUGAACAGUUAAUUCAAGCAACAGAACAACUUGGAUAUCAAGAUAUUGAUAAAGAGUAUUUAAAAGAAUAUAGAAAUAGUCAACGAGUGUUAGUGAUCAGCAAGAAGCUUGCAAAUUUAUUGUGGGAAAGAAUAGUCCCUUUUAUCAAGUUAUCCGAUUAUGAAGGAGUAAAACCAUAUGGUUUUGACAAUAAGGGUAAAUGGAAACCCAUUGGUAUAAAUGAAUGUCUCAGAUUUAACAAAUACUCUGAAGGGACAUUUUUCAAACCUCAUAUGGAUGCUCAAUUUAUCAGAAAUGACAAUGAAAAAAGUAUUUUCACAAUACUCAUCUAUUUGGAUGACACAUCAUAUGGCACCAAUCUGCUGAAAAAAGUAUCACCAAAUGGAAUCAAUAAUAUCAUGAGCUUUAGAGUGCUUGGCUGUAUUUCACCCAAGCGUGGUACUGCUGCCAUAUUUAACCAUGAUCUAUAUCAUGAAGGAAAUACUGUUCUUCACGGAAGCAAAUAUGUAUUGAGAACGGAGUUAAUUUUCAGAAGAGUGGAUUCCACCAACCUUUACAGAGAUAAUUUCAAAAAUUCAAAAGAAUAUUUAGAAAUUAAAAGAUUAAUCGAUGAGAGUGAUGAAUUGGAAAAACAAGGUAAAAUCAAGGAAUCGACAGAAAAGUACAUGUUAGCUCAUGAACUCCAAGUGAACAUCUCACACUCGAUCAAAUCAAAACCAAAGAAAUUGAGUCAUCUUGAGAAAUUGCUUCCAGAAGAAAUAUUCGCCUUAAUCUUUAGUUUCUUAAGACCUUGGGAAAUUUGUCAAAACAUUCUUCACAUCAACUCAACAAUCAACUCGUAUGCAAGAAAUGAAUUACUGUGGAAGAAAUUGUAUGAAUCUAACUGGCCAACACACACUCAAGCAAUUGUCACACGGCCUUCCAACAUUUACAUGAGUUAUUAUAAUAGUUAUAAGUCCGUUCCUGCAGAAAAGUUGGAACCAUGUAUUUGCACAGAAAACCAAUUAAUUUCCAAAUAUCAAAGCUUUUCCAUUUAUGGUGAAAAGGAUUGGUAUCAUGCUUUUAUCACACGUUCAAACAUGGAUUCGUUCUUCUGCCCGGUAAUACUUGCCCCUGGAAUUCAUUAUUAUCGCUAUGGAUUAGCGAAUGAAAACAGUUUCUUUACAAGUCGAAGUUUAUGUCUUAUUCCAAGCUAUGGACACUUUUCAUUUGUUGGAUAUGGUUAUGAUGAUUUGAUUUUUGGAGAUAAAGUGAAAAUGAGAUCUCUUGGAAAAGAGAAACCUCUAUUUAGAAAAGAUGGAAGUAUUGUAUCAAUGGAAAAUUUUGCUUACCUUAUCAAUCAACUGUAUGACGAAGAUUUAAGCGUUUCAUAUGAAGAACAUCCUCUAAUGAUUUGUGUUCCUCCCUCUUGGACUGAGAAAGAAAAGAUUGAACUUAAAGAAUAUUUGCUUACAUCCAUGCCUAUUCCAGCAAUUGCCAUGAUCGACUGUUCAACUCUUUUAUCAUUGUACUACCAAGCUCCAACAUGCUUGAUCAUUGAUUUAGGUCCAUCUGGUGUGAAAUGCUCGAUGGUGGUGGACAACAAAGCUCAACGAGAUAAGGAUGUAAUAUUUACCCCUGAUGUCAAGCAGGAAAUGCAAAAAUUACGAAAAAUUAGAUUUAGUGAUGACUUUGCUAAGCAAUUCUUGAAAAUUGCAAUAAUACCACCCCAAUCUGAGAAUGUCAAUUCCGCUGAAUAUAAGAAAUUUGUAUCAGGCGUCCCUCCUUACAUUCUUAAAUAUGAUUAUGGAAGCGAAACCACGAUUAUUGGUUCUAUCAGAGUGCAAAUAGGAGAAUGGUAUUUCAACCAAAUUAUUUCACACAUAGAGGAAUUUUUAGCCAGUGUUUUUAGGCUAGAAGAUCACAAGUUGAGAAAUUUACUCCUUUCAAAUAUUAUUGUCGUGGGUGGAUUCUCUUGUAUCAAAGAUAUUCGCCAUAGACUUUCACAUAGUUUGCAAUCCUGGGCUCAAUCAAUUUUUUCAGUAGACUCACCUCCAAUUUCAGUAACCUUCCAACAAGAAAAACCCAAGCCAACUUCAGAAAAGAGUGGAGAAGAAAAGCGAGCAAGGAGAGAUGCUGAUAUGGACGUAAUACAAGGAGCUAAAAUAUUGUGCAGCCUUAGCAAUGGAAGAGAAUAUUUCGAGAAAAAUCCAAAUAUGGAGAUGUAA
Messenger RNA from Naegleria fowleri, 2559 nucleotides. RefSeq lists its product as uncharacterized. Gene Ontology annotation, biological process: peptidyl-proline hydroxylation to 4-hydroxy-L-proline. The coding region runs from base 1 to 2559 and encodes 852 amino acids. Lineage: Eukaryota; Heterolobosea; Eutetramitea; Acrasida; Naegleriidae. Gene Ontology annotation, cellular component: endoplasmic reticulum. The record is from RefSeq and is a predicted model, not a curated record. Gene Ontology annotation, molecular function: protein binding; procollagen-proline 4-dioxygenase activity; L-ascorbic acid binding. The transcript is spliced from 4 exons.